UCAAUGUGCCCCCUUACAUUAGGUGUGCCCAUCAGAGUGCUCCUUUACAUCAGUUGUCUCCAUCAGAGUGCCCCUUUACAUCAGGUAUCCCCAUCACGGUGCCACCUUACAUCAGGCAGUCCCAUCAGAGUGCCCCCUUACACUCAAAGUACCCCUUUCAAUCAUAUUUCCCGAUAAGAGUGCCCCUUUACAUCAUAUUCCCCAUCAGAGUGGCCUUUCCAUCAAAUGUGCCAGACUGCCCCUUUCCAUCAUUUGUGCCCAUCAGAGUGCCCCUUUCCACAGUAUGUGCCCAUUUGUGCCCCCCUUA
Molecule: messenger RNA, 307 nt
Organism: Staurois parvus
Lineage: Eukaryota; Metazoa; Chordata; Amphibia; Anura; Ranidae
Source: the annotation of a GenBank genome assembly